Molecule: messenger RNA, 2325 nt
Organism: Exophiala viscosa
Lineage: Eukaryota; Fungi; Ascomycota; Eurotiomycetes; Chaetothyriales; Herpotrichiellaceae
Exons: 1
Coding region: 1-2325 (774 amino acids)
Biological process (GO): DNA-templated transcription; regulation of transcription by RNA polymerase II
Cellular component (GO): chromatin
Molecular function (GO): RNA polymerase II cis-regulatory region sequence-specific DNA binding; DNA-binding transcription factor activity, RNA polymerase II-specific; zinc ion binding
Source: RefSeq, a predicted model, not a curated record
AUGGCGGCAAAAGCUCAUCGUAUGACACAGGGACUUGUCUGCCCAGUCUGUGGCACGACCUACAGUCGGCGAGAACAUCUGCAACGUCAUCUGACAUCCCAUACUGGCGGUUCCUCUCACUUUUGCCAAGCCUGCGGCAAAGGCUUCAAGCGAAAGGAUGUCCUCAAGCGUCACUUUCUGACUUGUCUUGCUCGUCCGGGCCGCGCUGGCUCAUCGCCUGAAACAGAUCAAACGUUAAAGACCAAUCGAACAGCAUGCGAUCGGUGCGCAAGGCAGAAGAGAGCGUGCAACUCCAUGCAGCCUUGCAACACGUGUACCUUGAAGAAUUCAACUUGCACAUAUUCAUGGCUGAAGGACCAACGACCAUGUGGUUUGACCACCUCGGCCCCAGAGUCAGACACAAAACUUGAACGCAUCGGGAAUCCUUCCAACCGGACGCUGGACACGUCGCAUGUCGAGUGCGUUUCCCCUAGUCUGUCUUCAUCCAUGGGUGACAGUGACGAUGAAGAAGAGCUCACUGAUCCCUUCGAAUUCCUUACUCGCUUCACCAGCAAUGACUCUGGAAUGAGUGGCGCUUUUGAGGUAGACAGCUCUUUGUUGGCGGAACAUCCUCCAGGCGUUGGGUUCUCUGAACCAAGUCGAUGGAAUCUGCCUCCACAUAGCCGGGAGGAGCAGCGAACGCUCUCCUUCGAGCAAGAAGCCAAACAGGCUAGGUCAAAAUUUCGUCAGGACAGCCUCGAAACUUACGACAGGAUAGAGCUGCCGCAUAGUAUCGCAUCGCCUGACAGCGAAUUCACCUUUCAGUCUCAGACGGAGCCGUUCUUCCUCUCGCCCUGGUUCGAGACGUCCAUCUUUGCGGAAGACAAUACAGGGACACCACAGGACGCCGAGUCUCAUAUAGUUGACCAUGGCGGCCAGACGACCACUUUGGAGGCCCGGAACACUACACUGUCGUCGAAAAGUCACGAAAUAGUUGCCGCUAUCAAGGUCAUCGUCAUGUCUGGCUUCUCAGAUGUGAGCUUGACAGUAGGCGACUGGUCCGCACUUGUGGAGACUGCUUGCAUCAGUUUCUUUCAUCCGAACAAUCUGUCUCGAUAUCUCGAAUACUAUUGGGGUUUGUGGUACCCCAACGUCCCAACGAUCCACAAACCCUCCUUCAAUGCACAAGCAAGCCCUUGCCGUCUUCUUGCCCCCAUGGCUCUAAUCGGGGCAACCCUUUCGCCGAAUCCUGCUGAUCGCGAGAAGGCAAAGGCAUGGUUCGACGUGGUGGAGGAAAUGGUUUUCUCGGACGAGACCACAUUUGACUCGAGAGUAUCGACAACUGUACCCUGUCCUCCCGAGCAGCUGGAAGCCAGGCUGCGUUCCCUCCAAGCUGCCUAUGCUGUCUGCCUAUACCAAAACUGGGAAGGGCGCGACGCGGCCAAAGUCAGGAUUCGAAGACAACGCUUUGUCUUAUUGAUUUCCACCGCACGUGAUCUCAUGAGGUACGCAAAUCAUGGUCCUUGGAAAGCACUGCAACUCCAGGACUUCUCUUGGAAGGAUUUCGUGCUGCGAGAAGAACUGAUCCGUACCAUAAUGUAUAUCUUCCUUCUCGACACGGCUUUCACCAUUUUCAACAAUGUGCCUCCCAGAAUGAUCAUACGUGAGAUGACCAACGACUUGGCCUGCCCUGAGCCUUGUUUCCAAGCCUGUACUGCCGAAGAUUGCUUCCAAAAGGUCCGCGAAUGGACCGCUCAUCCACUUUGCUGCAAACGCACCACUCUUUACGCCUCCAUUAAAUAUUUCGGUCAGAAAGAUAUUGGACCUGUUACCCAACAGUACCUCGCUCAUGCCGGGGUCCUCAAUCUUUGGACCAUUGUAUCUGCAUUUCAUAAUUUGAUCUUCCACAUCGACCCCGGCUUUGGGUCCGAGUCACAAUUGGCGGCAAUGGCUAACGCCAUUAUCAAUUGGAAAGACAUCUGGAGACUCCGAUCUGUGAACGGCUUCAAAGACUGCCAUGGGCAUGUCCAUCUGGAGCCAAGUCCGUCUCAACUGGGUCGGCAUGAAGUCUGGAAGCGGACAGGGUUCAUGCGACGGGCUCCAGAAUACUGGUUGCUAGCACAAGCCAAACUCGAAAGGCUGGAAUCAUCUCAAAGAAGCCUUGAAGCCGCUGAAAGCCUUUCGGGACGUGACAACUGGCUUGCUAAUGUGCCGGGGACUGUGUUGUCUAAGUACGACGAGACGAGCAUGGAACAACUGAGUGAAUUUAUUAGUAGCUUUCAAGCGAUGAGGGUGGAUCAAGAAGAUAUAGACGACUUGACUCGAAACUGUAACAUCAUGGCGUGA